Jaminaea rosea is the source of this 3370-nucleotide messenger RNA. Its product is annotated as DNA mismatch repair protein MutL. The transcript has 2 exons. NCBI's taxonomy places the organism in Eukaryota, Fungi, Basidiomycota, Exobasidiomycetes, Microstromatales. Bases 23 to 3331 code for a protein of 1102 amino acids. Gene Ontology annotation, biological process: mismatch repair. The record is from RefSeq and is a predicted model, not a curated record. Gene Ontology annotation, molecular function: ATP hydrolysis activity; ATP-dependent DNA damage sensor activity; ATP binding. Gene Ontology annotation, cellular component: MutLalpha complex.
CCUCUCCUCAAUGGACUGAGCGAUGGGCCGCUUCAAGCCCAGGACAACGGCGGGCGCGACAGCUUCCACAUCAAUCGCUACCAGUCAGCUGCCAAUCGGCGAGAGAAGCAGCGACAAUAUCGAUGAGGAGGGCAGCGGCGAACGUGAGCAGGCGGAGGCGUCGACCACAGUAGCUGGGCUGGGCGACGAUGCUUCUUCCUCAGCUUCAGGCAUUAAAGCCAUCUCUCGCUCGGACGUUCAUCGGAUUACGAGCGGCCAAGUUAUUCUUGACCUUACAUCCGCGGUCAAAGAGCUGGUAGAAAAUGCUCUCGACGCUCGCUCGACCAGUAUCGAGGUCCGAUUCAAGAAUUUUGGCCUCGACGGUAUCGAAGUCAUCGACAAUGGGCAUGGCAUCGCUUCGCACGACUACGGCAAUGUCGCCCUACCUCAUCACACCUCCAAGCUGGCCCGCUUCGACGACCUCACUACGGUCACCACCUUUGGCUUUCGUGGCGAAGCACUCGCAUCCCUCUGCGCGCAUGCGGACGUGACGCUGCUAACAGCUACACAGGAUGAGGCGCCGAUGGGAACGCUGGUGGAGCUGGGUAAGGAUGGCAGCUUGGUGAGCUGCGAGAAGAAGCUGGCAAGGCAGCGCGGGACGACUGUAUCUGUCAAUGGUCUCUUUCAGGGUUUGCCGGUCCGUCGCAGGGAGCUGGAGAGGAACUGCAAGAGGGAGUAUGGAAAGGCACAGGCCCUUCUGCAGGCUUAUGCGCUCAUCUCUAAGGGAGUGAGGUGGAGCAGCUCGAAUACCACCGGCCCUUCCAGCGGCAGUGGUGGGGCUGGCAGCAGCAGCAGCAACGGCACGCAGCCACGCAAGAAUGUCGCCCUCACCAUCUCUUCGGCCAGCUCGCCAGACUAUUUGAUGCGCAACUUCGCUGCCCUUUUUGGGUCCAAGGCGCCCGCUGCUGUGCAGGAGUUGAAGCUUGACCUCGAGAUUGAGCGUGGUAGACCGAAGAGACGGCUAGGUCAGGUGGCAGGAUCCGCGAAGCCCAGAGCACCCAGCAAAAGGACGCGCAAAUCCUCAGACGACGACGGCGAAGCUUUAGGGGGCGAGGAAGACGAUGCCGCCUCAGGCAGGGAGGACGAGGCGAACAGCGCUAGCGAAGACGACGAAGAUCAGCAAGACGAUAUCGACACGUCCAACCGCCAGGCCAUAUCCGUCCGUGGGCUCAUCUCUCGCCCCACUCGAGGCUCAGGCCGCACCUCGACGGACAGGCAAUACCUCUACAUCAACGGUCGCCCCUGGGACAACGUCAAGGUGACGCGCGCCUUCAACGAGGUGUAUCGCCACUUCAAUAUGAAUCAAGUACCCAUCGUCGUUGCUGACUUCCUGCUACCGACGGAGAGCUACGAUGUCAACGUGAGCCCGGAUAAGCGCACCAUCUUCCUGCAUGAGGAAAGCCAGCUUGUCGAGGCGCUCAAGGCUGCAUUGGAGGAGCUGUGGGCUCCCGCGAGGAGUACGUUGGCUGUCAAUAUGAUUGGGGGAACGCAGCAGAAGUUGCCGAUGGCGAGUGCUCCGGCUCCGGCUACCAGGACCUCGUCAGCGAUAGCGAGGGAUGAGGGGCAGGAGGACGAGGACGAGGACGAAGAGAUGAUGGAAGAGGCUGCAGGGAGAGAUAGUGUCGAAGAUGAGGGGGAGCAGGACGAAGACAUCACUCCGCAAGCCCCGUCACGCUCAGACGAAAUUGACGAGUCGGACGAGGAUACAGCGGACCCUUCUACACUGUCAAGCACACGUCGCUCCACCGCUGCGAUCCCAUCAAGACUCAACGGCAACGUAUCAGCCGCAGCAGCUCCAUUUAGCGCUCGCAGAAGCACAAGCACAAGCGCUGCUCCGUCUUUUCCCUAUCUACCGCCUGCCCGCUCCUCCACGAAUCCCUCCAGCAGACCAUCAGCCUCCAUGCCAGCCGCCCUGGUCGCUCGAUCAAAGCAGCCGUCACAAACUCUUCAUCAGAUGCUCGCCCGGUACAAGGCUCCUCAGAGUGAGGCGCCGGCGGUCGAUGAGGACGGGGAAAGAGACGAUGCAACAGGAGAAGAGCAUGGCGAGAUCGAGGCUGAGCAAAGGGCGGAAGAAGAAGCGCAAGAGUCGCCCGCCGGCGCAGCGCUCCAGCCCGUUGAGGAUCUAGAGUAUCGCGAAUCGCUACCGGAGUCACAGCUGGAGGCUGGAGAGCAAGAGGCGUCAGAUAUGGUAGAGCAUCCCGCGCCGCAGGCUGACCGUGGCGAUGGAAGCGAGGAUGGAGAAGACGACGCUGAGCAGCUACGCAAGUCUAAGCACGUCUCACGAGACGGUGCGGAGGCCGAUGAGGACGACGAUGAGAGACGCCGCAACCUCGCUGGCCUAGAUGAAGGCGACGAUGAGGCCGGCAACGGCGCCGCACCCUCACAGAGCCAUCGAGAGCGACCGCUAUGCACAGCCGCUGCGGGCACAUUGGCUAUCGACAUUGCUUCCCUAGCCGAGCGCUUGUCCAGCAUGCGUACAACGCAGCGAUCAAGCGAAGCCAACGAGCAAGGCAAUGAGGAUGCGGAGGUCGACCUCUCCGAGGCGGGCAUUGAGAAUGCCAACUUCGCUGACGUGGAAAGCAGACUGGAGCGCGUGAUCAGCAAGACCGAUUUCGCAGAGAUGGAGAUCCUCGGUCAAUUCAACUUGGGCUUCAUCAUCGCCCGCAGAAGGAGGAGUGCCAAAGACUCUGGUGUGGGAGUAGCUGGAGCGGGCAUGGACGACCUCUUCAUCAUCGACCAACACGCUUCGGACGAGAAGUUCAACUUCGAGACCCUCCAAACCCAAACCAAGAUGAGAAGCCAACGCCUCAUUGUCCCGCGAGCGCUGGAGCUGUCAGCCACCGACGAGCUUGUGGCUACUCAGCACUUGGACGCAUUGAGCGCCAACGGCUUUGAAGUUAGCAUCGACGAGUCCCUCCCAGCCGGCUCGAGGGUGCAUCUCAUCUCCCAGCCUGUAAGCAAGAAUGUGACUUUCGGCGCCCGCGACCUAGAAGAGCUUCUCUACCAGCUACGAGACGUCACGCCCGGCUCAGUCAAGGCAAUGUCCGUCCGCUGUAGUAAGGCGAGAGCUAUGUGGGCUUCUCGGGCUUGCAGGAAGAGUGUCAUGAUUGGGACGGCUUUGAGUAAAAGGCAGAUGCGCGGGAUCGUGCGCCAUAUGGGGACUAUUGAGCAGCCUUGGAACUGCCCGCACGGAAGGCCAACGAUGCGGCAUUUGGCUUGUUUGAGGAGCGUGGGCGCAGAGGCGGGAAAAGGGAGAAGGGAGGUUAUGUGGGGGAAUGCGGGGGCACUGUGAGUGGGUGCGUUUGCGGAUCGCGCUACUCGUGGGCUGUGU